AUGACGAAUCUAACACUUUAUACAACAACAGCAGUGCUAUUGCUAGAUGUUGAUGGAAAUCGCCUUCUCGCCAAAUAUUAUCAACCUCCUCAUGCACCUGCACCACCCCCAGCCGGAUCAACAAAUGCUACAUCAACAGCCGCACUUCCCGUUCAUAAUGCACACGGGAAUCAACCGCCUCAAUUAAGUGCUCAUAAUCCAUUCGGAACAUUCAAAGAACAACGUACAUUUGAAAAAGCAAUUUGGGAAAAAACACGUAGAGCAUCGGGUGAUAUCAUCUUGUUUGACGGACAUUUGGUAUUGUUCAAAACUUCUCUUGAUGCAAUCCUUUUUGUUAUCGGUCCAGCCGCAGAGAAUGAGUUGAUGCUUUCAGGUUUGUUGUCAUCGCUAAACGAUAGCAUCACCAUGCUUUUGCACGGAGGUCAAUUGGAUAAAAGAGCAGUUUUGGAGAAUUUGGAUUUGGUCAGCUUGGCCGUCGAUGAGACCGUAGAUGAUGGAAUCAUUCUUGAGACCGAUUCGACUACUGUUUCAUCACGGGUUUCCAGACCACGACCUGAUGCUACAGAUAUACAGAUCAACGAGCAGACAAUCAUGAAUGCAUACUCGAAUCUCAAGGAGCGAGUCACACAGAGGAUCUUGCAAGGAGGGCUUUAA
This is a messenger RNA of Meira miltonrushii, 654 nucleotides long. Its product is annotated as putative RET3-coatomer complex zeta chain. The transcript is spliced from 3 exons. Bases 1 to 654 code for a protein of 217 amino acids. NCBI's taxonomy places the organism in Eukaryota, Fungi, Basidiomycota, Exobasidiomycetes, Exobasidiales, Brachybasidiaceae. Gene Ontology annotation, biological process: intra-Golgi vesicle-mediated transport; intracellular protein transport; retrograde vesicle-mediated transport, Golgi to endoplasmic reticulum. Gene Ontology annotation, cellular component: COPI vesicle coat. The record is from RefSeq and is a predicted model, not a curated record.